UUCUCUCUUGUUGGGUUUUGGGUUUUCGUGAGAUUUUGUGUUUCAGAAAGUUGAGGUUAAGAGUUAGACGGAAAGCAAGAAAGAAAGAUUACAGAGGAGACAAGAGAAAUGGAUAUUGAGACAAGACAGAAUUUCAAAGGUGAAUCCAUGUCUGUGGAGGUUGAGGUUGCUGUGGAUUGGAGAGGAAGACCCUGCAAACCUGACAAGCAUGGUGGAAUGAGAGCUGCUGCCCUUGUUCUUGGACUCCAAGCCUUUGAGAUAAUGGCUAUUGCUGCUGUUGGAAACAAUCUCAUAACAUAUGUCAUUAAUGAGAUGCACUUUUCUUUGUCAAAGUCUGCAAACAUAGUGACAAAUUUUGUGGGGACUAUCUUUCUCCUAUCUCUCUUUGGUGGGUUCCUCUCAGAUUCUUAUCUUGGGAGCUUUUGGACCAUGGUGAUCUUUGGCUUUGUGGAAAUCUCUGGUUUUAUCUUACUUUCAGUUCAAGCCCAUCUCCCUGAACUAAGGCCACCCCAGUGCAACAUGGUAACAGAGCAGUGUGAACCAGCCAAGGGCUUCAAGGCCUUAAUCUUCUUCGUAGCACUCUAUUUGGUGGCCUUAGGAAGUGGCUGCGUAAAGCCCAACAUAAUCUCUCAUGGAGCUGAUCAGUUCAGGAAGGAGGACCCAAAGCAAUCCAAGAAGCUCUCUACAUACUUCAAUGCUGCCUACUUUGCUUUCUGCGUCGGAGAGCUAAUUGCCCUCACUGUUCUUGUGUGGGUUCAGACGCGAUCAGGGAUGGAUGUUGGGUUUGGACUCUCAGCUGCCGCCAUGGCUUUGGGCAUGACAAGCUUGAUAUCUGGCACCUUAGUCUACAGAAACAAACCCCCUUGUGGAAGCAUCUUCACUCCAAUUGCUCAAGUUCUUGUUGCUGCAUUCUCAAAAAGAAAACAAAUUUGCCCAUCUAAUUCUGAGAUGCUUCAUGGGAGCCAAAGUAAUGUAUUGAACAGCAGAGUUGCCACCGUGAAUAUUGCCAGGAAUCUCCAACACACUGAUAAGUUCAGGUUCUUGGACAAGGCCUGCAUUAAAAUCCAAGAUGGGUCUCAAACCAUGGAAAGCCCUUGGAGAUUAUGUACUGUGAACCAAGUUGAGCAAGUGAAAACACUCAUCUCUGUGAUACCCAUCUUUGCCUGCACCAUCAUAUUCAACACCAUUCUGGCUCAACUCCAGACAUUUUCAGUUCAGCAAGGAAGUGCAAUGGACACAAGGCUCACAACAAGUUUCAAAAUCCCACCAGCUUCACUUCAGUCUAUUCCUUACAUCAUUCUCAUAUUUGUAGUUCCUCUAUAUGAGGGUGUCUUUGUCCCACUUACCAGAAAGUUCACAAGAAAGGAUUCCGGAAUCUCUUCUUUGCAACGGAUUGGGGUCGGCCUUUUCGUUGUUACCUUCUCCAUGAUCUCAGCUGCCCUAGUAGAGAACAAGAGGAGGAACUCAGCUGUGAAUUCUAAAGAGAUUCUGUCUAUCUUCUGGAUUGCCCCACAGUUUAUCAUAUUCGGACUAUCAGAGAUGUUCACUGCAGUUGGUCUCAUUGAGUUUUUCUAUACACAGUCCUUGUCAGGGAUGCAAGCAUUUCUCACAGCCAUGACUUACUGCUCAUACUCAUUUGGGUUCUACUUGAGCUCACUUCUUGUCUCUCUAGUGAACAAGAUCACCUCAAAUUCAUCUGGUGGAGGGUGGCUCAGUGACAAUGACCUCAACAAAGACAGGCUAGACCUUUUCUACUGGUUACUAGCUGCCCUUAGCAUCAUUAACUUCUUUAAUUAUCUCUUUUGGUCAAGAUGGUAUUCUUAUAACCCAUCUCUAUCACCCACUCCACCACAUGAUUCUUAUGUGGAAGGAUUAGAGCACCACAGCUUCAGCAAUUCCAAGCAUGUGGCAGAUGACAAUAUUAUACCUUAAAUAAUGUUAUCUUCCUAAUGUUUUCCCCUUUCCUCUCUCACCUCCUGCUUGACUCUUGUAUAAAGAAAAGGAUUAGAAACAGUUAUAUAUACAUAUACAUAAAGGUUGGGAGAAAAUUCCAUGUUGGGUUGAGACCCACUUUAUUGAACCCUUUUAAGUUUGUAACCUUUAGACUUUCCUUCUUACUUCCUUUUUUUCCCUUUCUUUAAUAAUUGACUGUACAAGGUAGACUUUUGAGUGUCCAAAGGUCUUCUUGUACUUGAUUCAUUUCAAGGAUGAAAAGGGAAGUUAGGUCUAAUUCCAUGUCCAAGAUCCAAUGCUUUCACCUUUGUUUUGCUCCUUUCCCUUA
This is a messenger RNA of Telopea speciosissima, 2281 nucleotides long. RefSeq names its product protein NRT1/ PTR FAMILY 4.3-like. The record is from RefSeq and is a predicted model, not a curated record. Gene Ontology annotation, molecular function: transmembrane transporter activity. Gene Ontology annotation, cellular component: membrane. NCBI's taxonomy places the organism in Eukaryota, Viridiplantae, Streptophyta, Magnoliopsida, Proteales, Proteaceae. Gene Ontology annotation, biological process: transmembrane transport. Bases 109 to 1932 code for a protein of 607 amino acids. The transcript is spliced from 5 exons.